ACAACCCACUCCAUCAUUUCCGUGAGAGAGAGAGCGAGUGAGGGAGCAUCACCGCUAGGAUCACUGUGUGCGUGUUUAAAGUGAUCAUGGAUAAAACAUGUCAGCUGACUGUUUAACGGAUUCACAGAGUUUUUACUGGCACUGUUUCGGUUUUCUGAACUUUCUGGUUUUAACUUCUCUUGUGGAAUAGUGUCUAAUCUGAACAUAAUCUCCACCCCAUGGUGUCUUUAGGAGCUCCAAGUGUUCCCGGUUACAUGGAGACGACCUGUCGGAUUUUCACGCUUUGAACAGCCUGCAAACAAACAAACAAAGAAACAAACAAAGAGUUACUGGACGUUAUGAACGAAACCAAAAACGAUUGUCACGACACACAGACGGUGGGCAUUAACGCAAGCCCGGUGAUCAGCGCGCUCAUGUUCGCGGCGGGUGUUCUGGGCAACGCAGCCGCGCUCGUGCUCCUCGAGGUGCGGCGACGGAAAGAGCGUAGCCGCAAGCAGCACGAGCACCACCGGCGCACCUUGUUCCACGUGCUCGUGUCCGCGCUCGUGGUCACCGAUUUGGCGGGCACGUGCUUGAUCAGCCCUCUCGUGCAAGCCGCGCACGCGCUCAACACCUCGCUGAUCGCCAUGAGCGCGAGCGAAAACACGAGCGCGUGCCACUACUUCGGCUUCGCCAUGACCUUCUUCAGCCUGGCCACGCUCUCGCUGCUGCUCGCCAUGGCGCUCGAGCGCUACCUCUCCAUCGGAUACCCGUACCUGUACGGGCGGCGCGUGAGCACGCGCUGCGGUUACGUCGCCAUCCCGUGCGUGUACGCACUGUGCGCGCUCUUCUGCUGCAUGCCCUUCUUUGGCUUCGGCAGGUACGUGCAGUACUGCCCCAGCACCUGGUGCUUCAUCGACAUGAGCCCUGCAGACAGAGCGAACCAGGUGUUCGCCAACGUCUACGCCACCGUCAUGCUGCUCAUGGUACUCGCGAUAACCGCGUGCAACUGCUUCGUCGGAUAUCACCUGGUGCUGAUGUACCGCAGGCGCGCGGCGAGCCGGGGAACCUCGAGCACGCGCAGCUGGAAGGAGCGCAGACCUUUUUCUCUCUCACAGGAAGUGGAGUAUCUCAUCCUAUUAGUCAUCAUGACGGUUAUAUUUGUCAUAUGCAGCCUUCCCUUAAUGAUCCGAGUGUACAUUAACACUAUACAGAAUCACAGUGAGAGCAAGACUGACCUUAUCGCACUGCGCUUCAUCUCCAUCAACUCCAUUAUUGACCCAUGGGUGUUUAUCAUCCUCAGCCCCUCGAGGGUACGUUUUCUUUUGGGGGCAUUGUGCAAAGCCGGAAACAGGAACUCAAUCUACAGGACUUCGCUGGCGAAAAACUCCGAAGGGACGCUCGAUCAGUGCCAAAACAUCACCGUUCACCCCGAGAUCACACGUCUGAGCAAAUCCGCUCAGAUGAUAUGACGAAGGAUUUUACAUGAGACUGAAAAACAGAUGAAUGUAUUUCCCAAACCCUGAGGAAGCAUGUAGGGUUUGAUGAAAUUGUCUUUUAUUCAAAGCUGAUUUCAUGUCCCUAAAUGUCAGGCCAUUUUGAUUGGCAGGGAUAUGAAUUCCAUGGUGAACAAGGCCUGGAGAGGAUGUUGCUGUUGCUCUUGUUGCUGUGUUUUUUGAAAGCACUAAAGAAUUUUUUUUUCUAAAUAAAGACUGAAUUUGCUCAGCUCUUUAAAAAAUAACACGACUGACAACAUGAAGUUCUAGAUUAAUUUUUAAGCCGCAUGACAUGACUAUCAGGAAAAGUUCCAUAUGUUGUAUAUCAGAGAGAGGCCCAAUAUGAUAUGUUAUUGUUAUAAAAACAUCUAGGAUGGACAAAUGGACCAAGUUCAUUCCUUAAAGACUGUGUGUUGUUGUGCAUGACUCAGCGUUGACUCUUUUACAGUACUUCAUGGGGAAUCAGUGGAAAACCUAAUCUUGUUCUCCAAAGCAAGUCAUGCGAGUUGUAGACUUCAUGGGAGGAUCAAUAAAGCCAAACCGCAGGGACAAGUCACUGUUAUGUCGCAAGGACAUAAAUCGUUUAUUGAGAUUUAAUUGCAGUGACACUACGUUACAUGUUCAUCUGCCCUUAAGCUGUUGUGCUAAAUUGUGAAUCUGUUAUUAAUUUAAAUGUGAGUUACUCAUUUCAGACCAUUCGUGUGCCAAUGUGUUUGUGUUUUAAUGUUCUAUGUAUGGUAUGAUGUUGCUGAAUAUGUGUUGUAUAAAUUGAUGUGUAUUAUUUCAGGAAGCUGAUCUAUGGGUUCAAAAUGUACCUCAUUCCAUGCAGUACUGAGAUUGUAUUUGCACUGAGCUGUGAAAAAUGUCAAGCUUGUUUUUGUGACUCUUUGAUUAAUACAGUGUAUGAAGCAUUGUUGUGAAACUAUGGGUCAGGUUCAUUUGACUUCUCUCAACAGCUUUGAUUAAUCUACAGAGUGGGAAGGCAGGGGGGAAAAAAACUUGAUUUAUUGCCAGAGCUGUAAUAUUGUGUAAUAUUGAAAUACUUGUCUCGUCUUCAUCCGCUUUAUCCGGGGAUGGGUCGCGGAGGCAGCAGUCUGAGCAUGAAAUACUUUGGGAUUUAUUUUUCUCACUACAAAAGAAUUCUGGUUUUUGCUGGCACUCGUAGUUGGUUCUACCAUCAAAAACCUAUUGGACUGAAACCGAACAUCUGUUGAUUGUUGGAGGAUUUGCAAAGGUUUUUCAGAAAGAGUAAAAUCAUAUCCGUGAGUCAUCCAUCUGAGGAAAAUGGUGGGAAUGUGGUAAUAUCAAUAUCAGAAGUAUAUCCUAGCUUUUCUGACACUCAAUUUCACUGUUACUGUAUUUGGGACCAAAUUUCUGCCUUCCAUCCAAAACAUGAUUGCAGCCAAAGAUUACAAUUACUCAUUUUACUUCUGAAAAGAAUAAACAGUACUUUGACAAAGCCGAUUGAAGAGACUGAAAUCCUUGUGAGCGUUCCUCUCCUGUACUGUUGGUGCCAUGUUAAUUACCAGAAAACUUACCAAAUAUGUUUUCUUGAUAUUUAUAUCAAAUGCAACCCUUUCUCUAUUCUGGAGAGGGCUCAAACUGUUUAAGAGCACACAAGCCUAGCUGCUUUUCAUGUCCUCCUGGGUAAAGGAUCCCUCAGGGUUUCAUCAGGAGGAGAUCUUUUGCUAAUCUUAGCGACACUUACUGCCAAGAUAAACUUCCCAGCUGUCCUGUAAUGUAGCUAGUUAAGAUAUCUAUGAGACAGCAUGACAGGAAUGAUCCACUGCACUACUGCCUAUCGAAUAAACUAUAUAUUAUACACAAAA
Molecule: messenger RNA, 3304 nt
Organism: Neoarius graeffei (lesser salmon catfish)
Lineage: Eukaryota; Metazoa; Chordata; Actinopteri; Siluriformes; Ariidae
Gene: ptger2a
Product: prostaglandin E receptor 2a (subtype EP2)
Exons: 2
Coding region: 339-1451 (370 amino acids)
Biological process (GO): positive regulation of cytosolic calcium ion concentration; cellular response to prostaglandin E stimulus; adenylate cyclase-activating G protein-coupled receptor signaling pathway
Cellular component (GO): plasma membrane
Molecular function (GO): thromboxane receptor activity; prostaglandin E receptor activity
Source: RefSeq, a predicted model, not a curated record